AUUGAAGCAACAAAUUAAAACAGAGUUGUGUCCGCAAAGAGCCCGCAAAUUAACCAACAUUAAAAAAGGAAAUUGAAAAAGAAAAAAUAAAGAGAAUUCUAGAAAGAACUUCCAUUUCUGGAACACACACCUAGCUACUCUUUUCCAACACUAAAAUCGAAAAACUCGCAGAGAAUCACACAAAUCAGAAGCACCGCAUCAAAACUUGUAUAACAACAAUGGCGUCGGCAGCAAAAUCACUAAUCCAAACUCUAAAACGCUAUUUAAAGAAGCCAUGGGAAAUAACAGGACCACAAUCAAGCCCAGAAUAUGUAUCCGCUUUACCAAAAGCUACAGAGUACAGAGUUUUCUCCCCUGCUACUGCACAAGCUAAAGCUAUAAUUCCUACGUCAAAUCAUGAGACAGUGUAUGAUAUUCAGUAUUACUCUCGUGAUCAGAGGCGUAAUCGUCCUCCUAUAAGUCGGAUUGUUCUUAAAAAAGGUGAUGUUGAGAAGAUGAUGAAAGAGAAGACGUUUGAUGUUGAUGAUUUUCCCAAGCCGUACUUGACUGCUAAAGUUGAAGAGGAUGACAAUGCAAUUGGUGGUGGCUACCAGAAAUGAAGUUUCAGAAUCAACCAAAAAAAUAUCAAUGGAAGAUGAAACAGAGAGUGAACACAAAUCGAGGCAGUCGAUCGACUAAGCAAGCAACAAUAACAACAAAACUAGUGAGGGAAGCAAUUGAUCAAACGGGUAAAGAGCAAAUCAACAAGGCUCGAGCAGUAGAUAUAAUUGAGUUAAAAGGAAUCCAAAAAAACUGCAAUCAGAGAAUUGAUGGUGGAAGCAAUGAAUCCUACAAUAGUAGCAAGAAAUAACCACAGCAAAAACCAGAGAAAUCCUUCAAUUGAGGUGGAAAUGUGGAAUUCAUGAAGCUGUGCUCUGAUACCAUGUCGAGAAUGAUGAUUGAGGACUGUUAAGCUCUGCAAACUCCAUUUGAGUUACUGGAAUCUAUCACAUAAACACUAAUUCAUGGAGAGAAAAGGGGAAUCUCAGAGAGAGUUGGAGCAAUGUGAAUAGACAUUCUCUUAUCAAAAGAGAGAGGAAUGGAAAAAUUGUGUAUACAAAUCCCUUACACUCUUAUAUACUGGUGUAGCUAAAAGUAUCUAUUCAUGCCUGCUUAGUGACAGCAAGCAUUUUAACUAACUCUUGUAACUGAAUUCUAACAUAAAUAAAAGGAAUAAAAAAUAUCUGCCAACUAACUUCUAGCUACUUAUCUAUACUUGCAGCCAUAAUUUAACUACUUUUAACUGUCAUAGUUCAACAUAGUCUUAGAUUGGUAAUGCAUGGUUGGCUUUGAUAAGGAGUGGAGACCCAUACAUUAUAUCGAAUGAUAUUCUGAGUGGAAGAGAAAAGCUAGGUUCUAUAUCAUAUCCUUUGUUGAAGGAUGAAUCAAGUUUGCCAAUAUAAGGAACCUGUUUCAGAUUUAAUCUUUAAACUACAAAAGAAUUUUGAAGAAAGAAUUUGGUGAGCUCCUACAGGGGAAGUCUAUCAGGUAAGAAUGUACAAACAAUUAUAGCGAAAAGUGAAAAACUAAAAAUGUUAAGAGGAAACAAAUGCAAUUAUUGUGAAACACUAACAAGUUAUAGUUAAAAAGGGGAAGUUCUUAGAUCAAUAGAGAUAACUAGCUGAAUAUAUCUCAAAUCUUAUAUGCAUCACAUUGCCUACAAGGUUACCAUUAUUUUAUCAUCCUUUUACAUUGCAAUCUACAACUAGGUCCCCACUUUGAUCCCCAGCCUGCACUGUAGGUAUUAAUAGUGUGCAGGUUGUAUGAUUUGGCUCGUGAGAUUGGAACAACUUUCGAUCUUUCUCUGGUUAUCCUAAGGUAGUUCCUGAAUUCAUAAUUCUACCAUUGGGGUUGUGAUGCUAAUUAGCCCGUUUCUCCAUUAGUUUGUCCUCCCCCUUAACAGUAACCCUUAUGAAUAAAAGCACCAUUAUGGGUAUAGGAAAACACAACUUUUCUACAUUAGAUGACGGCUAGUGUUAGUGACACACUGCAUUCUAAAGGAUAUUUAGACUGUGAACAAAGGAAAUCAUCUGCUUAGUGAGGAUUCCCAACGAUCAGUGAAAGAGACGUUGUUGCUGCUGACCCCCUUCAGCUAUAGAGAAGCCCAUACGUCUCCUAACUAGUAUUUACCAUUUAAAUAUUACAGGGUGAAUAGUGUUUGGAGCUAAAACGCCAUACCCUAGAUAUAUUGUAUUUUGUGAUUUUACUUUUUCACAUUACUAUUUGACUGUGCCGUAGAUGUUGUGUUUGCAAAAUCCAUAACUGGUGACCAUUUGUUACCGAUUCAGCUAAUGAGUCCUAUGACAAUAUUACUGGUUUUUCGCUUAAGUAUGUGCAAUCUGAAAAAGGGAGAACUAUGGUUGAACUUCUAACAGUGAGAGAACUUUGGGAAUUCCCAUGGGUCACAAAGGAGGUUUUUAUUUGACCAAAUUCUAUGAGGAAAGAAGACUAAUACUAGAUUUCGUAUAUCUAAAGCAGUAUACAUGAAAAAGUCAUGGUAGAUCUUUAAUCACGGUGAAAAUUUCACAUAAAAGUAGUUAAGACAUUAGUAGCAUCUAGAAUCAAUGGCUUUCGGUUCUCUUUGAGUAAGAUGAUGCUUUUAGAAGUGUCAAGCAAUCCUUAGACAUAUAAAUUUUGAACUUAACCAGAAACAUAUUGCUCAACUCCACAUAUGACAAGCCUACUAUGAUCUCAUCUGGAAAGUGCAGAAAGGACCCGUUACUUAAAUUCGGAAACAUGUAGUUAGAGGGAGAUGGCUUCACAAAAAUGGGAAAAGGCUGGAACCUUUUUUUAAGUAAAAGACAAACCAAGCUUCAUAUUGGAUCAAAAGUUAAAACUUUAGUAGAAGAGAUUAAGAGAGUGGAACUUGAAUAAUUUUUGCGGAGUGGAGCAAAGGAAGUAACAGAUCAUGAGAAAAUUAACAAUAUAAAAACUGUUGAGGAAUUGAAGAAAAUAGGAGCAAUGCAUAAGAAGAAGAAUAUAGUUACAGAGAACUUCACGUAUUUUCAUUCAUACAACUAAACAAAGUUACGUAGGACUCUUUAAAUAGGAAUAAAAAAUAACCUAACCACUUACUAAAAACAUGCCCACUUACUAAACACUAAUUAUCCACUAACCUAAAUAUUAGAAACAGAGAUAUGCUUCAACUAAACUAGGACUCCUAACAAACGUGUUACUCUGCCAACUAACUAGGAAGCACUAACGACCUUUGAAUCAAUAUUCAACACCCCCCUUGAUUCAAAAUUACAAACUCCAAAUUUCUGCCGAAAAUGAUCAUGCUUGGCUUGCGGGAGUGCCUUGGUGAAGACAUCUGCAAUUUGAUCCCUUGUACCACAGAACUUUAACUCUAUAUCACCUUUUGUUGUUAGAUCACGAAUGAAAUGAUAACGGAUGUCAAUCUGCUUUGUUCUGCUGUGAAAAACUGGAUUUUUUGUCAUUGCAAUUGUUGCCUUGUUAUCAUAGAAUAUCUUUGUUGCAACCUUUUGCCGAAAAAAAACGUCAAUCAACAAUCUUUGUAACCAUACGACCUGACAUGCUGCUGAAGUUACAGCAACAUACUGGGCUUCUGAUGAUGAUAAUGCAACCACAUCUUGUUUCUUUAAACUCCAAGAAAUUUCUCUAGAUCCUAAAUUGAAAACAUUUCCAGAAGUACUCUUUCUGUUAUCUAUACUUCCUGUCCAAUCACUAUACUAUACCCUAUCAAGCUGAAAUCUGCAACUUUAGAGUACCAAAUUCCGAAGUCAACAGUCCCAGUAAUAUAACGCAACACUCUUUUGGCAGCACCAAGAUGUUGCUUGGUAGGACAAUACAUAUACCUAGAUAACAUACUCACAGAAAAUAUGAUAUCAGGACGAGUAUGUGUUAGGUAGUUCAAACCUCCAAUCAAGCUUCUGUAAUGACUAGGAUCGGAAAGAUCUGUGUCAUCUUCAAGCUGAAACUUUUCAUUUACAUUCAUGGGUGUGGCAGCCAUUUUACAAUCAUGCAUACCAAACUUGAACGAGAGGUCCUUUGCAUAUUUCAUUUGAGAAAUAAAAAUCCUUCUCCACCUGUUUCACUUGAAGACCAAGAAAGUAUUGCAAAAUACCUAAAUCUGACAUUUCAAACUCCUUCAUCAUGCAAGAUUUAAAUUCAGCAACUAAAGUUUCAUAUGAUCCCAUAUAAAUCAUGUCAUCCACAUAGAGACAAACUACCAAAAAAUCACUCGUUCCUUGUUUCUUUACAUACAACGUAGGCUCAUUCUCACUCCUUUCAAAUCCAUACCUCAGAAAGUAGGAGUCAAUUUUGUUGUACUAUGCCCUUGGUGCUUGUUUUAGCCCGUAAAGUGCCUUCUUGAGUUUGUAAACUUUUCUCUCAUUUCCACUAAUAACAAAACCCUCAGGUUGGCAAACAUAAACUUUCUCUUCUAAAUCCCCAUUUAGGAAUGCAGAUUUAACAUCAAAUUGAUAAAUGGGCAAGCUCAAUUUAGCAGCCAAAGAUAAGAGUAUUCUAACUGUUUCAAAAUGAGCAACAGGUGAAAACGUUUCAUCGUAAUCAAUACCUUGAUGUUGUGCAUAUCCCUUAGCUACGAGCCUGGCUUUGUAUCUCUAUAUGCUCCCAUCUGUAUGACGCAUGACUUUGAACACCCAUUUGAGUCCAAUGGGUUCCUUUCCAUCUGGAAGAUUCACCAACUCCCAUGUUUGGUUCUGCUCAAUUGCUAGCAUCUCUUCUAUCAUUGCAUUUUUCCACACUUGAAUCUCUGUAGCUUCUUUGAAGCAAGUGGGUUCUGCACCAUACAAAGCAAAAGAACAAGUCUCAUAAAUCUCUCUCAACGAUUUGAAUUUCGUUGGUGGAGUCUCGCUAGAAGAGUCUGUUGAAAAGGAAAUACUGCCACUUCUUUGAGGGGUUAAGCCGUGAUCACUUACUGGAGCAGAGGUGCUUGAUUGAGGUGUAGAAAGUCUGCUACUUAUUGGAGAAGAACGGGAUAUGUUCUCUGGAAUGGAAACUGCUGCAGGUUCUUGCUCAAAAAUCUCAUCAGUAGGCGACAAUUUAAUAUUCGAAUUAACAUUCCCUGAAUCAAAGUUUCAGCUAGCAUCUUCAUUAAACAUAACAUUUCUACUUAUCAUAAUUUCACUGGAUCAUAUAGCUUAUAAGCUUUGGAUUGUGUGCUAUAUCCAACAAAGACACAUUUUUUUGAUUUUUUAUCAAGCUUUUGCCUAGCCUGUGAGUUCACUAAAGUAUAAACUAUACAUCCAAAUACACGUAAGUGGCUUACCUUGGGCUUGUUAUCUCUCCAUGCUUCAUAUGGUGUGUGAAAUGUUCAGCAUAUAGACAGCAGUAGCAACAGCUUCACCCAGAAAUACUUUGGUACACCUCUGGCUUGCAUCAUGCUUCUGCCCAUUUCAACAACUGUCCGGUUCUGUCGUUCCGCUACACCAUUCUACUCUGGUGUAUAUGAUACUGUGAGAUCUCUGUGAAUACCAUUUUCCUCACAAAAAAUGUUGAAUUCAUUUGACAUAAAUUCACCACCUCUAUAUGUUCGAAGAGUCUUGAUUCUACAACCACUUUGUUUCUCAACAAAACACUUAUAUUUCUUAAAAUUCUCAAAUAUUUCAGAUUUGAAUUUCAAGAAAUAUACACAACUCAUUCACCUAUAAUCAUCCGUAAAAAGUAGAAAAUAUCGACUUCCACCUAAGGACUCAACACUCAUAGGACCAUAUAGAUUAGUAUGCACCAGUUCAAGACAACCAGAAGCUCUCCAAGACUUGCCUACAGGAAAUGAAUUUCUAUUUUGUUUCCCAUACACACAUCCUUCACAGAAUUCAAGAGCAUCAAUUCUAGGCAAACCUAGAACCAUAUUUCGACACCUAAUAAUUGCAACCCCUUUAAAUUCAAAUGACCAUAUCUCAAAUGCCAUAAAUUAGCUUUAGUACUAUCUUUGGUAACUAAUGCAAAACUUUUAACAUCUGAAACUUCAAGAGGAAACAUUCUAUUUUGAGUCAUUUGAAUGUCAUCAAUUUUGUAUCCUGUUUUUUUUUUUUUAUCUUGAAUGCUACAAGAAUUGUCAUCAAAUAGAAUGGAGUAUCCAUAAGUUAUCAGUUGCCCAACACUCAACAAGUUAUGGGCUAGACAAGGAACAUACUCACAUCAUGGAGAAGUUUUACAGUACCAGGAGAAGUUUUUAGAGCAAUUAUACCUUCCCCUUCGACUUUCAUUGCCUUGUCAUUCCCAAGCCGUACUUCUUUCUUCUCUAAUUCAUCAAGUUCUUUGAACAAUGACCUUCUACCAGACAUGUGGUUGGAUCAACCAUUAUCAAUGAUCCAAACUUCAUUCGAACCAACAUCUACUGAGGAGUGAGCCAUGAAUAGAUUAUGCUCCUCUUGUUGUUUCUCAGUAAAAUUUGCCUGUUGUUGUUCAUCCUUCUGUUUAGUCCAGCAAUCAACUUCCUUUUGCCCCAUUUUUUUUUUAAUAGCGGCACUGAAUAUUGCUCUUAAACUGUCGGUUCUUACCACCAAAUUGAGCUCGUCCUCUGCCACGGCCUCGACCCCGGAAACUACCUCUACCUCUGCAUCCUCUGGCAUUUGAGACUUCUGAUUUGCCUUUGAAAGAAGACUCUCCCUUGAUUUGAAAUGCUUUCUCUUCACCCUUUUCUUGAGAGGCAUUCAAUCUAUCCUCAUGAGCUUGUAAGGAACUUAUCAAUUCAUCAAAACCAUAAUCAGAUAAAUUAUGGGAUUCCUCAAUGACAGCUACGACAUGAUCAAAUCUUUUAUUAAGACUUCUUAGAACUUUAGCAACUACAUUUUCAUCAGUAAUUUUGUCACCAUAUGCCUUCAUAUGAUUAACAAUUGUACUGACUCUAGAUAAGUAGUCUUGUAUAGAUUCACUACUUUUCAUGAAUGAAUUUUUGAAAUCACGGCGAAGUGAUUGGAGUUUAAUAAUCAUUACCUUUGUCGAGCCAUGGAAUUCUUCCUUCAGAAUAUCCCAUGCCUGCUUUGAGGUUACUGGAAAAAAACGAGUCGUGCAUAGCCUGCUGGAUGUAGAACAAUGCCUUAGAGUCCUUCUUUUUGUUCUCCCGCAACCUUUGUGCUUCAUCUUCCUCAGCAUAGCCAUUCUCCACUAAAUCCCACAAUUCAUGAGACUUGAACAAUGUCUUCAUCUUUAUGCUCUAGAAUUCAUAUCUAUGUCCAUUAAAGAUUGGAAUUAGUUGCUGAGAUGUGGAAGAUGCUGAAUUGGUAGCCAUUCUUUGUCCUCAAUUUUGACUUUCUUCUUGCUCUUGCCUUAUCUCCCAGUUUGACCUGACCUAACCUGGACAGAGAGGAAAAAUUAAGAGAAAGAUACUCUCUCUGCGCUCUGAUACCAAAAACUGUUGGGAAAUUGAAGAAAAUAGGAGCAAUGUAUAAGAAGAAGAAUAUAGUUACAGAGAACUUCACGCAUUUUCAUUCAUACAACUAAACAAAGUUACAUAGAACUCUUUAAAUAGGAAUAAAAAAUGACCUAACCACUUAAUGAAAACAUGCCCACUUACUAGACACUAAUUAUCCACUAACCUAAAUAUUAGCAACUAACAGAGAUAUGCUUCGACUAAACUAGGACUCCUAACAAACUUGUUACUCUGCCAACUAACUAGGAAGCACUAACGACCUUUGAAUCAAUAUUCAACAAAAUAUAAAUCAGGCUUAAAGAGGACGAGAGUUUGCACUGAAAAAUUACUAAUCAAAGGAUUUCUAGGAAGUUAUUAGUACUGAGGAAAGAUCUUGAAGGUGAAAGUUUAUUUGUCAAUAGUUGCAACAUGACAGACUAAAUAAAAAGUCAAGUCCAUCACUGAUGAUGAAGAGAAAAUCGAAAAAAGGGGACAACACCACAAUUAUUCAAAGGAUUACAAAUGUGAACAGAAUUUAAUAAACAUGGACUAUUAGCUAAAACUGUGAAGUGAUAAAGGACCUAGAAGAAAUCAAGCUGAAAACAUUGAAAUUUAACAGAAUCUUUUCAGGGCCCCUGACAUUCCCUUUUAAGUAUGAAAAUCUGUACGUCUUCAUUGAAAAAGAAAGGGAUCGGCUACAUGAACCAUUCCUGAAGGAGGAGGUAGCUAAGAUUGCUGAGUGUUAUGGAGGAGUUAAGUUUACUUAAUGCUUCACCAUGGCCCUUUUCCAAGAAUAUUGGGGAAUAAUCAUAGGAAGUGCUUGAUGCUCUUGAGUCGUUUUCAUUUUUGUUCUAUUCGAGACUUUAGAAUGCUUCCUUUACUUCUUUGACACCAAAAAUGUGGUAUAGAAGAAUUGGUGAAGGGAGCCACAUCACUGAUGAUGUUUCAAUUAUCAACAAUUGCUUGGAAAGAAUUGUGACCAGGCAAGGUUGUAAACUGGAGAUGGGAAAAGCUUUUACCACGUAAGCAUUUUCGAUAUCUUUUGGAAGACAUGGGAUGUGACAUCUCCUCAUACAAUUUUAAUUAAUGGUGAUUCUUACCUUCUCUAAAGAGAUUGAGGUAAGCAGAUCCUUGUCACCCUUUUUGAAUAUUUUGGUGAUGGAGGGACCUAAGUAAGAUGCUGGAAUUUACUUUAAGUAGGAGAUGUGAUGAUCAUUUCAGAGAUUGGACAAAGAUGGCAAUCAAGAGAACACGUCGCAAGUUUUUAAUGCUGAUUUGCUGAUGACACAUUGAUCUUUUGAGAUGUAGUGAAGACGUGACUGAAGUUUCUCAGACACAUUCUGUUUUUCUUUUUCUGGCUGCUUUUGUAUUUCAUAUAAUUUAUCAAAAAGUUUCUAUACACAGUCAAUGACGUCUAAGCAUACAGUGACCGGCAAAGAUUCUUGGUUGCUGAAUUGGUAAAUUUUCUACUGCAUUCGGAGAAGGUUUAGACAUAAAUCUAUCUCCCCAGGGAAUGGUGUGGUGAGGCUAUAGGAAAGUUUGAGAGGAAAAUUUUCUAUUUAGGAAAACAGACAAUAUUAAAAUAUUUAUGCAUGGGAGGCAGAUCAGCCUUGAUUAAUAGCGUACUUGAUAGCAUCCCUAUCUAUAUAAGGUUUGUUCAAAUACCGGCUGCAGUUGAGAGGAAGCUGGAUGAAAUUAGUAGGGACUCUCGAUGAGAAGGCAAGGGAGGAAAACAACUUUCAUUUGGUAGAAGUUCAAAGAGGUUAUUAAAGAAAGAAUAGAGGGGGAUUGCCUGCAAGAAACUUGAAUCACACUACAAGUGCACGUAGCUAGUAAAAUGUUUAUUUUUAAUGGUGAAUUUUAUCAUUUUAUUUUCAAUUAAAAGAAUAUUGAAGAUGAUAAAAACGAAGAGGUUUAAAAUUUAUAUCAAAAAAGAAAAAGAAAAAAAACUAUCUAUGUUAGACUAGAAAUAUUUUAGAACUUUAUAUUAAACAAUCCAACUUCUUACUAAUAAAUAAAGUUUUUUACAACAACACCAAAAAUGAUAUAUUGCAAACACAUGACUAACAUUUUUUUAACUUAAAGUUAAUUCUUGGUUUUAUAUUACCAUGUGAAUUCUUGGUUUUAUAUUACCAUGUGAGGUUAAGUAAAAGCUGUAUAUCAUUUAAAAAAUAAUAUAUUAAAAAUAUACAUAAAAAAACUCUAAAUUGUUAUUAUUUUAAUGUGUAUUUGUAUACACUUGCAUUUUAUUAAUUUUAUUUGAAGCUACUAAUUUUAUUGAGAUUUCUUUGGCAGGACCUUUAAAAGGCAGUGCGUGAAAA
Molecule: messenger RNA, 9696 nt
Organism: Capsicum annuum
Lineage: Eukaryota; Viridiplantae; Streptophyta; Magnoliopsida; Solanales; Solanaceae
Product: putative inactive kinesin-like protein KIN-7B
Exons: 2
Coding region: 219-599 (126 amino acids)
Biological process (GO): microtubule-based movement
Molecular function (GO): ATP binding; microtubule binding; microtubule motor activity
Source: RefSeq, a predicted model, not a curated record